GAUUUAAGGGAGAGGAUCCAGAGCGGCGCAAUUCCACCUUCCAUCUGUUUCGAUUCUUUUCUCGACGAUGUAAAGAAUUCAAUCAGGGGCAUCAAAAUGCAUGAUCGUUACGCAAAAAUUCGGUGAAGAAAUCACUAAGGCGACGACAUGGAACCGCCGGUCCGGCAGCCGAGCUUUCGCCGGAAAAAGAUGACGAAGCAGCUCACCGGAAAGAGGGACGACACCCCCCUGCACACCGCCGCCAGGUCCGGAAAUUUGCCGGCGGUGAAGGAGCUCAUUUCCAACGCGCAGGACCAAGGAUUGCAGGAUUUGUUAGGCAAGCAGAACCAAGCAGGGGAGACUGCUCUGUUCGUCGCGGCCGAGUACGGCUACGUCGACGUGGUGAAGGAGAUGAUCGAACACCAUGACGUCACCAUGGCCGGCGUCAAGGCUAAGAACGGCUUCGACGCCCUCCACAUCGCCGCCAAGCAAGGGGACGUAGAGGUGGUGAAGGUGCUGCUGAACGCGUUGCCGGAGCUCUCCUUGACGGUGGACUUGACGAACACCACCGCGCUCCACACGGCGGCGGCGCAGGGCCACAUCGAGAUGGUGAACCUUCUGCUGGCGGCCGACAACAGCCUCUCGCUGAUCGCGAGGAGCAACGGGAAGACGGCGCUGCACUCGGCGUCGAGGAACGGGCACUUGGAGGUGGCGAAGGCUCUGCUGAGGAAAACGCCUGCGAUCGCGAUGAGGACGGAUAAGAAAGGACAGACCGCGCUCCACAUGGCCGCCAAGGGGACGAGCCCGGAGAUGGUGGAGGCGCUCCUCGCCGCCGAGCCGGCUCUGCUUAAUGCCCUCGACAAGAAGUGGGACACGCCGUUGCAUAUCGCGGCCAGGAAAUGCCGAGCUCCGAUAAUAAAGAUAUUGAUGGAGGCGGAGGCGGAGGCGGUGGAGAAGAAGGCUAUCAACAAGACAGGGGAGACGGCGCUGGAUGUGGCAGAGAAAAUUGGGGAUGAAAAGAUCACCGGAAUGCUGGUGGCUGGCGGAGUGCCGACGGCGCGGGCUGUUCGGCCGCCGCCUGCAGCCGCGGGGAACCCGGCGAGGGAACUGAAGCAGACGGUGAGCGACAUAAAGCACGAGGUGCAGUCGCAGAUGGAGCACACGCGGCAGACUCGGCGGCGGGUGCAGGGGAUUGCGCGGCGGCUGGACAAGCUGCACGAGGAGGGGCUGAACAACGCGAUCAACUCGACGACGGUGGUGGCGGUGCUGAUCGCGUCGGUGACGUUCGCAGCGAUCUUCACGGUGCCCGGGGAGUACGUGGACUCCGGGGGUAUGGCGCCGGGGCUGACGCUGGGGGAGGCCAAUGUGGCGCAUCAGCUACCGUUCAUGGUCUUCUUUGUGUUCGACGCGGUGGCGCUCUUCAUCUCGCUGGCGGUGGUGGUGGUGCAGACGUCGGUGGUGGUCAUCGAGCGGGGGGCCAAGCGGAGGAUGAUGGCGGUGAUCAACAAACUGAUGUGGGCCGCCUGCGUGCUGGUGAGCGUGUCGUUCCUGGCGCUGUGCUUCAUCGUAGUGGGGGCGGAAGGACGGUCGCUAGCGGUGGCGGUGACGGUGAUGGGCACGGUGAUCAUGGCGGCGACUCUGGGGACCAUGCUCUACUGGGUGAUCGCUCAUCGGAUGGAGGCAAGGAAGCUGAGGAGCAUACGGCGGUCGUCCAUCAGUAGGUCGUGCUCGUGGUCGGCGUCCGGCGACGUCACCGACGCCGACCUGUACGAUAGGGAGUACAAGAUGUACGCAAUUUAACGGAACCAGUUUUCAUAUCACCCCCGUAACUCUAUAAUAUUUACUUUUUUCCAAAAUGCCUCUGAGUUGGGAGUAUAAAUUGCUUAUUAUUUUAAAUAUAAGAUUUC
Messenger RNA from Zingiber officinale, 1886 nucleotides. Its product is annotated as ankyrin repeat-containing protein At5g02620-like. Gene Ontology annotation, cellular component: plasma membrane. Gene Ontology annotation, molecular function: protein phosphatase 1 binding; protein phosphatase regulator activity. The transcript has 3 exons. The coding region runs from base 148 to 1779 and encodes 543 amino acids. The record is from RefSeq and is a predicted model, not a curated record. NCBI's taxonomy places the organism in Eukaryota, Viridiplantae, Streptophyta, Magnoliopsida, Zingiberales, Zingiberaceae.